AUGACACGUGUUGUGGUGACACCCACUCUGAGAGCAUAUAAAAGACCUCCGCAGGGGGAAAAUGUCCACAGUGAAGUGACACUUCUCACCUUCUCUACCCAAGGACAACCUCAACAACCAACAACCAACACCAUGUGUGGCAGCUACUACGGAGGCUGUGGCUUUGGACGCUAUGGCUAUGGAGGCUGUGGCUACGGAGGCUGUGGCUACGGAGGCUGUGGCUAUGGAGGCUAUGGCUACGGAGGCCUGGGCUGUGGCUAUGGCUCCAGCUAUGGCUGUGGCUUCCGCAGACUGGGCUGUGGCUAUGGCUGUGGCUACGGCUAUGGCUCCCGCUCCCUCUGUGGCUGUGGCUACGGAUGCGGCUCUGGCUACAGCUCUGGCUUUGGCUGCUACUAUUGAGGUCACCAUGGGAGACUCUCACCCUCCACACCUUCACUUAAUGACUCAGCAGUUCUGAACCACACAAAUUUUUG
Messenger RNA from Neogale vison (American mink), 473 nucleotides. RefSeq names its product keratin-associated protein 6-1-like. Gene Ontology annotation, biological process: keratinization. The coding region runs from base 1 to 399 and encodes 132 amino acids. The record is from RefSeq and is a predicted model, not a curated record. The transcript has a single exon. Lineage: Eukaryota; Metazoa; Chordata; Mammalia; Carnivora; Mustelidae.